Molecule: messenger RNA, 2664 nt
Organism: Hermetia illucens (black soldier fly)
Lineage: Eukaryota; Metazoa; Arthropoda; Insecta; Diptera; Stratiomyidae
Gene: Xpd
Product: general transcription and DNA repair factor IIH helicase subunit XPD
Exons: 10
Coding region: 166-2466 (766 amino acids)
Biological process (GO): positive regulation of mitotic recombination; nucleotide-excision repair; transcription by RNA polymerase II
Cellular component (GO): nucleus
Molecular function (GO): ATP binding; damaged DNA binding; DNA helicase activity
Source: RefSeq, a predicted model, not a curated record
AAGAAACAACGGGAAAUGCGAUUGAAAACUGACGUCACGAAUAACAACCGCGGUUAGACGGGAACGCCGUGACCCUCGUGAGUGUUAACCACACGCAGCUACUGAACUGUCACACCUCGAUUACAUAGUUGUUUACCGGCUUGUUUAUUUUUGCGAGGUUACGAGAUGAAGCUUCAAGUGGACGGAUUGCUAGUGUACUUUCCUUAUGAAUAUAUUUAUCCGGAACAGUAUGCAUAUAUGCUGGAGUUAAAGCGAGCGCUAGAUGCGAAAGGGCACUGCCUCCUAGAGAUGCCCUCGGGGACCGGCAAAACAGCCACUCUGCUGUCUUUAAUUGUAGCUUACAUGAUUGAACAUCCCGAUGCAGUCCGCAAACUUGUAUACUGCUCGCGUACAGUCCCUGAGAUAGAGAAGGUUGUGGCAGAGUUGAAAAAUUUGAUAGCCUACUAUGAAUCACACGCAGUGGAAAAGCCUGAAUUGACCGGACUGGUACUAAGUUCAAGGAAGAACAUGUGCAUCCAUCCGGAAGUGAGUAGGGAACGGGAAGGGAAGAUUGUUGAUGCCAAAUGCUACGGACUAACGGCAAGUUAUGUGAGGGAAAGGGCAGAAAUUGAUUCAACAGUUCCAAUAUGUCAAUACUACGAGGGUUUCAGCAUUGAAGGCAAAGAGUCUCAUUUGCCGGCAGGGAUUUAUACUUUGGAUGACCUAAAAGAGUACGGUCGCACCAGGAAUUGGUGUCCUUAUUUUCUGGCUCGUUAUGCUAUCGUUCACGCUCAAAUCGUUGUCUACAGUUACCACUACCUACUUGAUCCAAAAAUUGCAGAAGUCGUCUCAAAAGAGAUCCCCAGAGAAUCAGUUAUUGUGUUUGAUGAAGCUCAUAAUAUAGAUAAUGUGUGCAUCGAUUCGAUGAGUGUAAAGAUCAAUCGCAGAACAAUCGAAAGAAGCACCACGGCUUUGUCGAUGUUAGAGAAAAUUGUUCAAGAGAUCAAGGAAGAUGAUUCGAAACGAAUUGCCGAUGAAUAUCAACGGAUGGUACAGGGAUUGAAAGACGCAAGUGUAGCGCGUGAUACAGACAUGGUGUUAGCUAAUCCAGUACUUCCUGAUGACAUCCUAAGAGAGGUUGUUCCUGGCAAUAUACGGAAUGCUGAUCACUUCCUUCUAUUUCUCAAACGCUUCGUCGAGUAUAUUAAGACCCGUCUGAGAGUUCAGCAUGUUGUUCAAGAAUCGCCGGCCGGUUUUCUCAAAGAUGUAUCGCAAAAAGUUUGUAUCGAGCGUAAGCCCCUUCGAUUUUGUGCUGAAAGACUAGCAUCGCUGCUGAGAACUAUGGAGAUAACAGACUUAACGGAGUACGGUGGUUUGAUAGUGAUAACGCAUCUGGCGACGUUGGUUUCCACUUACACCAAGGGUUUCACCAUUAUAGUCGAACCAUUCGAUGACAAAACGCCCACAGUAGCUAAUCCGAUAAUGCAUUUUAGUUGUUUGGAUUCAUCAAUUGCCAUGCGGCCAAUUUUUCAACGAUUUCAGAGUGUCGUCAUAACUUCUGGAACCCUUUCUCCGAUGGAUAUGUAUCCGAAGAUUUUGGAUUUCGAACCAGUGAUAAUGAGCUCCUUCACGAUGACGCUCGCACGACCUUGCUUAUUGCCAAUGAUAGUCUCGAAAGGCAACGACCAAGUUGCAAUAUCAUCUAAGUUUGAAACGCGCGAAGACACCGCAGUUAUUCGAAACUAUGGGCAACUCCUUGUUGAAACAGCGAAAACUGUGCCAGAUGGCAUUGUUUGCUUUUUCACAUCCUACCUGUAUCUAGAAUCAGUAGUUGCGUCAUGGUAUGAUCAAGGAAUCGUUGACACUUUACUACGUUAUAAGCUUUUGUUCAUCGAAACCCAAGAUAACGCUGAAACAAGUUAUGCUUUGAUGCAUUACGUGAAGGCAUGUGACUGUGGGCGUGGCGCUGUCCUUCUGGCUGUUGCCAGAGGAAAAGUAUCAGAAGGAGUUGAUUUUGAUCAUCAUUAUGGUCGCGCCGUAUUAAUGUUUGGAAUACCGUAUGUUUAUACACAAUCGCGUAUCCUUAAAGCACGCUUAGACUACUUACGGGAUCAGUUUCAAAUCCGUGAAAAUGACUUUCUAACAUUCGAUGCCAUGCGGCAUGCAGCUCAGUGCGUUGGACGAGCACUACGUGGCAAGACGGAUUAUGGUAUUAUGAUUUUCGCGGAUAAACGAUUUUCGCGACAGGACAAACGAAGCAAAUUACCAAAGUGGAUACAGGAACAUUUAACAGAUAACUAUUGCAACUUAAGUACAGAGGAAGCGAUGCAGAUAGCGAGACGUUGGUUAAAACAUAUGGCACAACCAUUUACAAGAGAAGAUCAACUAGGAGUAUCACUGCUAACUUUAGAGCAACUCGAAACCAUGGAACGCGAGAAGGCAGCGGAGAGGGAAAUCGAGCAGGCUGCGAAAAGUGAUGUAGAAUAGUUGUUGGAGAAAGAUGUUCAGUGAAUUAGUCAUCGUUUACGUCACUUUAGGGGACAAUACAGCGCAGACUUCGAUUUUUUAGAAUUGCAGAUUACAAACCUAAUAAGCAAAUUUUACAAAUCGUGAUCGACACUCAAAUUUUCGGAAGAGAAAUGUUUUUAACAAAAGAGAUUUAGUAUCCUUCAAGUUAAUCAUUAG